Molecule: messenger RNA, 1910 nt
Organism: Anopheles coluzzii
Lineage: Eukaryota; Metazoa; Arthropoda; Insecta; Diptera; Culicidae
Product: liprin-alpha-2-like
Exons: 7
Coding region: 174-1409 (411 amino acids)
Biological process (GO): regulation of transcription by RNA polymerase II
Cellular component (GO): nucleus; transcription regulator complex
Source: RefSeq, a predicted model, not a curated record
ACAGGGUUUGGCGAACAGCACCGAUCAAGGAAGUAUUGGUUGCGCGCUUCUCACGCGAAAACAAAGUGUAUCCAUAUGGAUUUCGAUGACGCUAUUGACUGAAAUCAUCAAAUACAGCUAAACUAUUCUUUAAUAGUGACAAAAAAUUCAGCCCUCGUGUUCUCUGGCGUAAGAUGGAGCGAACGCGAAGGCCGAGAAAUCCAGUCCAAGAUCAGUACACGAUUUUACGCUUAAUAAACCAAGUAAAGCGACAUUCCUGCAUAUGGGACGAAGCUGAUUCCAACUAUCGCAAUUCAAUCGCGAGGACGGAGGCUUGGAAUGCUAUAGCCAAACAAACCGGGAUAUUCGUCCCUAUUCUUAUGCGAAAGUGGCGAAGCUUGACUUGUUCGUAUCGCAGAAUUAAAGCCGAACUGAUUAAAAAACAGGAACAACAUCCCGGCAAGAGCUUGAAAUCAUCCUGGUUCGCAUAUAAUGCGAUGGAGUUUUUGGAAAAUAUGCAAAGGGGCCACCGCAAAAGGGGAACGCUCAAAUAUUUACUUGCGGGAACAGCAGACCAUAGCAGCGCUUCAAAUGACAGCCAACUAGAUGACUUUAUCGACCAGGAAGAAGAGCACUUAGAAGAGAUGGAAGAAAUUUUUGAAAUUGAACCAGAAGCCCAAUCGCCGGCAACAGAUACCGAGUGCAAUGAACAUGAUGCAGAGCUGAACGAAAACAGUCCAGCCACGAGUUGGAUCCAGCCACAACCAGAUACUGGAGACGAAUAUCAAGAAGAUAAUGAAUUAUCAUUUGAAAAACGUUAUCUUAACGAACAACGAAAAUCGGUUCUACUAUAUGAGCUGAAUGAAAAGCUCGAGAAGGAUUUAGCUGAACAGAAAGCUAAGGUUGAGGUACAACGUUUGAAGAUAGAACGCUUAGAGCAGAAAUUGAAAGAUACAGAACAAAAACUGGCAAGCUUUACAAAAAAACGACAAGAAGAUGACGACGAAAUAACCUCGACUGGAGGGGCAUAUCCCAAAACUGCAGAAGUUUCCGGUGUAUUAGGAUGUCGCGAAAGUGUAACAGUACCUGCCACUCUGUCCGUUUCAAGUUCUCCAAAUCGAUGUGUAGAAGAGCAAACUGAUCCGUUGUGCAGCGCGCUAGGUCCGAAUCAAUUGAGUGGCACUGUUUACGCGGGGAGAAGUAUGAAAGUUUCUCAAUUAAUUACAAAUUCGUUGAAAAGAUUGCAAACUUCGGUUCAGCAACUGGCCAACAAAACUACGCGCCGUUAUAGUGGCUUUGGAGAUUUUAUGGUCAGUGAACUGAAUGAGAUGGAUGAGGCGACAAGCUUAAGAUUGAUAAAUGAAAUGACAUCGUUGCUAAAAACGGCAUCAGAUGGUGUCGUUCGCAAGAACAAAAACGUAAACAAAUAAAGAUGGCAAAACUAAAGUUACAGCACACGUAACUUUAUAAAGCAGGUAGCAGUUACUCGUUUGGCGAACAUCCAACGUGUGCGAUUUCUCCGCAUUUCAGUAUUUUUUACUCAAACCUGUCGCAAAAGAAAAUAGAGUAAGUAGAUAGAAACACUUGUUGUGAAUAUAUUGCAUACUCUUCCUCAUCAUGUAAUAAUAAAGUUCAAUAAAUUUGAUAUACGGUGCGACCAACCGUUCGAUAAUCCAAAAAUCUUUUCAACAGCUUCCGAUACUCGCCACUAGAUGGCGUUAGUGAAUCCAGUUGGACUAGCCCAGUGGUCGGCAAUCUUUGCGGUAGAAAAACCAAUUUUAUACAAAACGAAGUGAAGAGCCAAAUUGAUAAAUCAACCAUACAAAAUGUGAUAGUUCUAUAAAAUAUAUGACAGGAAAAGAUCCAUCACUAAAGCAAGGAUUUGCUUGUGGCUCGUGAUCCGUGAUUGCUGAUCACCCAAGCGCUUAAAC